AUGCCCAACCGCGUCGUGGUUCGCGCACUGGGAGCCUGGAUGCAAAGCACGGCAGCCCACGUUGUGCUCAAUCGCGUAAUUGACCUCAUCUCGAACUUCUAUCCGCAGGCCCGUGCCAUUGCGUUUUUAGUGCCGAUUGCCGCUAGCGUGGCUGGAUUCGUAGGUGAUACAAUCACCUCAUUGAUGGGGAAUGAGGAAGAAGAGGUGCAGGUGGGGGUCAUGGAAGGGGGCGAAAAUCACAAUGAGACCAGCGAAGACAAUUGCCAGGACCAUGGGAACUGCUAA
Molecule: messenger RNA, 285 nt
Organism: Ustilago hordei
Lineage: Eukaryota; Fungi; Basidiomycota; Ustilaginomycetes; Ustilaginales; Ustilaginaceae
Exons: 1
Coding region: 1-285 (94 amino acids)
Source: RefSeq, a predicted model, not a curated record